CUGCUUUCACUUCAGAAAGACCGGCGGCACAUCGCCAUUGGAUCCUACAUACUACGCCUGCCACCAUGAGUACCGCUUCUGACAAUCUCUUUGCUUUCCUACUCUCCGUCGCAUGAACUGCACCACCUGCUUAUAUCCAAUCCCAUCAAGACUAUGUCUUCUCCCAGUCAACCGCGCACCGUCAUCGACCCGCUAUCGGAUGGCGACACGAGUGAGAUGCAAGCGACCGACAUCGUCUCCCAGCCCGAGGACAUCGAUGCCGGUAAUGAUACGAACAAGGGAGAACCAGACCUCGAGGAUGACGAGGCUGCUCGUCUAGCUGCGCUCGGCGCCGGUGUGCGCGAUCAAGCAGACCUGGAAAGGGAUAUUGGCCAACAAGCCGACCAGGCUCUCGCCGAGCAGACAUUGGAGAGGGAGCAGAAACGGCUAGACAAGACCCAGAAGGAGAAGACUCGCAUGCAAGUAGCGUUAAAAUUAGCUGAAAAGAAUCUUGCUAAACCAGCAGGUUCUGCUACGAAAAACAAGUAUAGAGCAGAGAUUGAGCACUAUAAAGCACUAAUCGCCAACCUGGAUAAUGACCUUGCACAGAUCCAGAAUCGUAUACGCGAACAGCUGAAUGAGGAACAGGAUGGGGAGACCUUGCUCGAGGAUACCAAUAACAAGCGCAUGCCCGGUGAGAGUCAACGCGAAUUCCUCAUCCGAACUGGAAAGAUCACGCCCUUCUCUAAGCUGGGCCAAAGACUGCUGCGAACCUCGUCCAGCCUGGGUGAAGUUCUGCUGAAUGCCGAAGAGGAGGGUCAGAUUGAGGAAGAAGAGGAGGAGGCGGAAGCCGAGAUUCUGGAACAAUCACAGUCUGGGCCCAAGUCUCAUCGAAAUCUGCUAGCUCCUGGAUUCGAGCAGGAUGACAAUAGUGCAGCGGCGAGCACAGCCGAGGACACUGAAGACGAUGCUGCAUUGGCUCGUAGACUACAGGAUGAGGAAGAUGCAAGGGAGCGGCCUGCGAAGAGGAGACGGUUACAAUCAAGGAGGCAGAUGCGAGGCCCAUCUCCAGAUGUGGCGUCGACAGCAGAUGACUCUGACGCGUUCGUGCCAGACGUGAACGAGGACGGACUGGCAGCAGUAGGCCAAUCGGCAGAUGAAGAAGAGCCGCAGGAUGAGGCAGCCGAGGGCGACUUUCCUCUUGACACUCCCGGAGUCAAGCGGAAAGGAAAGGGCAAGCGGAAGGCGGUCCGCGUCGUGGAUGGGCAAGAAGACUUUGCAGGAGUGGACGACGGUAAUGAGGAAGUGUAUCAAGCACGGUUGCAGAGCUGGACUCAGCGAAGGAGUGCUGCGAGACGACGGCACAAGAAACCGACUGGCGAUGGCUCGGAAGAGAAUGAUACCACCGUCGAUGCCGAUGUUGUGAAGGCGGAGGGCGAGGUGACAUCGCCACUGGACGAGAUCGAAGAGACCCGACCUGAGUGGGAGAUGCCUCAUCCGACUCGGCCUGAUGCUGAGUUUGACGGCGGCUUUCGCGUGCCCGGCGACGUGUACCCCUCGCUCUUCGACUACCAAAAAACCGGAGUACAAUGGUUGUGGGAGCUGUACUCGCAACAGGUUGGUGGCAUUGUGGGAGAUGAAAUGGGACUAGGGAAGACUUGCCAAGUUAUCUCCUUCCUAGCCGGGCUGCAUUACUCGGGCAAGAUCACGAAACCCAUCAUCGUGCUCUGCCCGGCGACCUUGCUCAAGCAAUGGGUGGAUGAGUUUCACCGUUGGUGGCCCCCGCUCCGUGUCACCAUCCUGCAUUCUUCGGGGAGCGGCAUGCUUGAUGUCAAGCGAGAAGCACGCUUCGAGGACGACCUGGACGACGAUCGGCGCAAGAAGUCGAGAGGCCGGCCGAACCCAUCGGUCAGGAAUGUAAUUGAUCGAGUGGUCCAAGAUGGGCAUGUGCUUGUGACAACAUAUGCCGGACUCGUGAACUACGCGGAUCAGUUACUGCCGGUGAAUUGGGAGUACUGUGUCCUUGACGAAGGUCACAAGAUCCGCAACCCGAACGCAGAAAUCACCAUCUUCUGCAAAGAGAUUAUGACACAUAAUCGAGUCAUUCUUUCGGGCACGCCGAUGCAGAAUAACCUUGAAGAGCUCUGGACGCUAUUCGACUUCGUAUUUCCCAUGCGUCUGGGAACACUGGUCAACUUCAAGAACCAGUUUGCUAUACCAAUCAAGCAAGGAGGAUAUGCCAAUGCUUCAAAUUUACAGGUGGAGACAGCCAUGAAAUGUGCGGAGACGUUGAAAGACGCAAUAUCGCCGUAUCUUCUGCAGAGAUUCAAAGCGGAUGUUGCCACCGAUCUGCCGAAGAAGAUUGAGCGCGUUCUGUUCUGCAAAUUGACAAAGUUACAGCGCGAUGCAUACCAGUGGUUCUUGGACUCAGAAGACAUGAAGUCGAUCAUGAAUGGGAAGCGCCAGGCGCUGUAUGGCAUCGACAUCUUGCGCAAGAUCUGCAACCACCCCGAUCUUGUCGAGCACAAGACUUUAUCGAAAAAAGCAGGGUACGAAUAUGGGAUCGGGACCAAGUCGGGCAAGAUGCAAGUGGUGAAAGAACUGCUGAAGAUAUGGAAGGACAAGGGGCACAAAACACUGCUCUUCGCGCAACACCGCAUCAUGCUGGACAUCCUCGAACGCUUCAUUGGAAGCAUGUCUGGCAUAAACUAUCGACGCAUGGAUGGCACUACUGAUAUUAAGCAUCGGCAGGACUUGGUGAAUGAGUUCAAUCACGAUCCUGAUCUGCACGUCUUUCUCCUCACGACCAAGGUCGGCGGGCUCGGUGUGAAUCUGACGGGUGCGAAUCGCAUCAUCAUCUAUGAUCCCGACUGGAAUCCAUCUACAGACGUACAAGCUCGUGAAAGGGCCUGGAGACUUGGCCAAAAGCGAGAAGUCGAAAUUUAUCGUCUCAUGACUGCAGGCACGAUUGAGGAGAAGAUCUACCAUCGCCAGCUUUUUAAACUCUUCCUUACCAACAAGAUUUUGCGUGAUCCCAAGCAGCGUCAAAACUUCCAGCUCAAGGAUUUGCACGAUCUCUUCACCCUUGGCGAAUCCGUAGAUGGCCAAACAGAGACCGGCACCAUCUUCAAAGGCACAGAAGUCAAGCUGAAGCGCGGUAACAGCCUGCCCACUCCGCCAGAUGAAGACGAGAAGCAGAAGGAGACGGAGCGCGUCGCCAUCAACGAUUUUGCAGGUGUCUCUCGACAGGAGGAUUUCCGAGGCGACAAGGACGAACACAACAAGAACAACAAGUCCGAAGGAGCGGACCAAUCUUCCUCUGAUCGUGUUCUCUCCGGCAUCUUCGCCCGCGCCGGAGUUCAAGGCGCGCAAGACCACGAAGCUAUUGUCAGCGGCCGCAGAGCUCCCCGUGCUGAUCCUGAAAUGAUCAGAAAAGAAGCCAAGAAGAUCGCAGACGAAGCCGCACGAGAACUCAAACGCGCUGCUGAAAUUGCGAGAAGUCUUCCUGCCGGCAUACCAACGUGGACUGGACAAGUAGGCACUGCUGGUCGACCUGACUCACCUCCUCCCAGACGCGGCGGCGGUAGCAUGCGAGGUGGCAUGUCAUCUCGAGGUCGCGGCGGACCUUCUUCGUCCUCCGUCCUCGCCAAUCUCCAACAUCGACAGGCCAACGCUUCCAACACCACUAUGGCGACGACAUCCUCACGCGAUGGUAAUAUAGGUACUGCUACGCGAGGUGGGCGGCGUGCUGCGAAUGACGAUCGGAAUCUACCUCAAGGUCUCGAUUUCAUGACACUCAUUCGGGACUACAUUUCAUCGCAUGGUGGAGCAGUCUACUCGCAAAUGUUGGUGGACCAUUUCAAUCGGUAUUGUAAUAACAGUCCGAAAAGGACGGCCGAGUUUUCCGAAAUGUUGAAGAAGAUUGCUGUCAUGGAGAAGGGUGGAAGGAUGAGAGCGAAAUGGGUUCUCAGAGAGGAGUAUAAGUAGAUUAUGAGGGGAAAGGGAGUCAACAUUGCAAGGCAACAGUCGUAGUUGUGAUGAUAACUAGACGAUUCGAC
This is a messenger RNA of Sphaerulina musiva SO2202, 4037 nucleotides long. Its product is annotated as SNF2_N-domain-containing protein. Gene Ontology annotation, cellular component: nucleus. Gene Ontology annotation, biological process: transcription-coupled nucleotide-excision repair. The record is from RefSeq and is a predicted model, not a curated record. The transcript has a single exon. NCBI's taxonomy places the organism in Eukaryota, Fungi, Ascomycota, Dothideomycetes, Mycosphaerellales, Mycosphaerellaceae. Gene Ontology annotation, molecular function: ATP binding; ATP-dependent chromatin remodeler activity. The coding region runs from base 154 to 3966 and encodes 1270 amino acids.